AGGAAAAAACAUCUAAAUAUUCCUGAAAUAGCACCGUACACUAACGCCGUGUGCAAAAAUCCCAAUUCCUCGCAUUACAAGCUCGUAUAGGCAAAGAUGAUCGCACUCAGGAUGGUAUUUGAAACAAUAAAACUCUUUAAUAAUAACCAACGAAAAACGCGAACGGCCACACUCACUCCCGACUCACACCACAGUUCCACCUCACUCUCCCUAGUUUUUCUACACUACACGAUUAAUUACGUCAUAUUAUGGCUAAUUGCGUCAUCUUACCACUUAAGUACAUGACGUUCUCGCGCGUUAACGAUGGCCGGCGUCGGUGACGUCACUCGCAGACUAAAACUUGCGGCGACUCCCAAAUCCCCAAUAUAAACUUUACACUGGAGGAAUCCGAUGAGCUGUAAAGCUCCUUUUCCGAUAGAUGUCCAGAAGAGGCCCGUUUCGUUAAACGUAACCGUUUGAGGUCGAAACCGCAUGUAAUGACGUCAUUGACUAGUGGCGCUACUUACGUGACGUCACGUAACAUAAUUUUAACGUGUCGUCACUUGCAAUGUUUCACGUCACUUUGUGGUCUUGUUAUGAAAUUGGGAUAUUGCCCGAAACGUCGCCUAUUUUUUCCCUUUAAAGCUACGCACAGUGUUACGGACGAACGUGUUGAGUUCGUAUUUGCCCUUCGAGGUGAGUUCCUCAUGAGGCACAUUCAGAAUAAACAUGCAUUUAGAUUAUUUUGCUGCUGUAACUUUCCACACGAUAAGCCACUUUCUUGAGCCAUCUUGUGUGGCCCAGGUGGCUUCUAAAAAAUAAGUUAAUACCUCAGUGGGUAUUACCCGAUAAGACAAUAUAUAGUUUGGUUUUAUUUUUAUAUUUCUUGAAGCGAUUUACCUUUCCUAUACUAUGCACUUCUGUCGUGUUUUAUAUUUUAUAUAGUUUUUUUAUAUAUAUAGUUUGCAGUCUAAAUAAAUCAAUUCUGAUGGUGCCUGCUAAUGUGGCAGCCACCUUGCUAAGGGGCGGCGGCGGGGGGGGGGGCAGCAAUCCAUUUACAGUUCCCGCGUUGCCAUGGAGACCCCACCCCCCCCAUCUCGUUGGUGUGGGGGGGGGCCUCGCUUUACCCCCCUGACCAAGAUGGCCACGUGGCCGCUCCACGUCCGACCUCUGCUUCGGCGACUCCUCCGCGCCGCCAACUCGGCCGGGCGCCCUGGCGCCCCCCUGGUCGCGGAGCUCCCGACGCUGUCGAGGUGGCAUGGACUGCGUAGAAACAACAGUAGCAUCAUUACCUGCGCAAGUCUCAGCAGUCGUGGGUUCAAUGCUGGACGACCUCUUACGACAGCGCGGGGCUCUGCCACUCACGACCCGGCGUCAAGGUCAACAUCGGGAGAGGAUGGAAGGGGUGAUGUCUUCAUUCCGAUUUACCGCUUCCCGGCCAUCAGAGCGAUGCGCUUCAUAUCGCGACUGAAGAACGUGCAGACGAUAUUCAUGGUGGUUGCAUUGCCACCCAUCUAUUACCUGCACACGCAGGGCCUGGUGGACGAGCACUCAUUGUGGCUGACGUCGGGCGUUGCCGCCCUCGCCUGCUGCUCCCUCUACGGCAUCAGCCACUACCUGCGACGCUGGGUGGGACUGAUCGCGCUGAGCGCCGACGGGGACACGCUCCGCGUGUCGCACCUCUCCUUCUGGGGCGGGCGCCGCGACCGCCUCGUGCCCGUGGCGGACGUGGUGCCGCUCUCCGAGGGCCGUGACCGACCCCACGACCCCCUGCUGGCGCUGCGCUUCUACUCGCACCGCGACGUGCUGUACUUCUCGCUGCGCUACGGCCGCGUGCUCGACGGCGUGAAAUUCCGCGCCGUUUUCGGCGAUACGUUCCCCUCACCAGAUCGGUGAUGGUAAAAAUAAAAACACACCAUGCUGCCAUAAGAAUGUUGAGUUGAAACCACUGGCACAGAACUAAUAUUGGCAAGCGGGAUAAUAGGCUCGUUUGAGCAGGAAGACAUGCUCUUACAUCCCCUUCCUCCAGACAUCCCAGCCGUCCCAGCCAUCCGUGCUGUCGACUCCCUGCAUCUAUCCAAGUCCAGGCUCGAGACCUUCAUUUUCCGACCGACUGCCUCUCCCUACAAAUAUAAACACUUCUCCUGUCACUGUACAUCUCCUUAAGAUGUAGUAACAUUUAAACGCUAUAUUAUUCCAAGUUGUAUCCCUUAUGGGGCCGAUUAACCUCCAAUAAAACUUCAACUGGCGACCUCCGACUGCCGAGUCGAGUGCCCUGACCAUACUGCCACCUCGCUGGCCGUUGUGCCGUCAUUGUGCAAAACUGUUGUUUUAAAACAACACACUUCUAAUCUUUAAACGAACUGUGUGAAUCUACUUUAAAACGAUGUGUGUUAAAAAGCCCAGUCCCUAUGGAACCUGUGAAGCGCAAUUUUUCAUUGUCAACAAGGGUCAUCUUAAUCUGAUGAAAAUCUGCUCGAUAAUCAACUCUUUGAGUUCUAUUCUUGGCCACAGCUCACAUCAGUGGUGAGUGAUAACCAAACUGGUCCUGGGCACUCCCUUCCCCGACUCUCACCGACCAGCGUGGUGAAGUAUGUUUAAACUUCCAAAUAACCGGCAUGGCAUUCGUCCAGCAGUGUAUUAAACAAGGGCUGUACAUUAUACAUUCUUGUGUAGUGCUUGUGUAAGAUUACGCUCCGAAUAGAAUGGAAGCUCCCUUAAUUCUUAGGCUUGCCAGCUUGUUUUACUUUUUAUCCAAUAUAAAUACAAAACGUGAAAAAAAUUAAAUCGGAUCUCAUGAUGGUUUACACAGCGUUUUACACUUACGUCAGUUGUAGCUGUAAAGGUAUAGCCAGGGACCGGUGAACUCAUUAACACAUCAUUUCCAACAGCCCAUAAAGUCACCCAGGUCAACGGUUCACAUGCCAGCCAAAGGUCAACUCAGCCCCUCAUCAUCAUCCUCUGGGGGUCGAUACAAUUUGGCCAUACCACUUUGUGGGAAGCCAACAGUGGAUAGACUCCCACUUGCCAUGGGAAUGUGGAAUCUACACCACUGGCCGAGGAAGGACUACCAGCAGAGAUGAGUACUGUCCAAUGCUCAUAUACGGAGGGACACUAUCUCGUUUACCUUUGGUGAUAGAAAUAAACUACUGCUCUUGGUCAA
Petromyzon marinus (sea lamprey) is the source of this 3142-nucleotide messenger RNA. It is a transcript of the gene TMEM186, whose product is annotated as transmembrane protein 186. Gene Ontology annotation, cellular component: mitochondrion. The record is from RefSeq and is a predicted model, not a curated record. NCBI's taxonomy places the organism in Eukaryota, Metazoa, Chordata, Hyperoartia, Petromyzontiformes, Petromyzontidae.